AUGCGAGAUCUAAAAACAUUCUCUCCCGUGGCACCGGUAGUAAGUACUAUAUGGUCGGGCUUUAGCGGGUCUAUUAAUCGAGAUCAAUCGUUUAUUCCCGGAUGCGUGGGAAUCCCCAUUUUUUCCAUCCUAGUAUUGACUGGAAGGGGGAAGAAGAUUAGAAACCAAUAA
Cucumis sativus (cucumber) is the source of this 171-nucleotide messenger RNA. The record is from the annotation of a RefSeq genome assembly. NCBI's taxonomy places the organism in Eukaryota, Viridiplantae, Streptophyta, Magnoliopsida, Cucurbitales, Cucurbitaceae.